Molecule: messenger RNA, 921 nt
Organism: Colletotrichum truncatum
Lineage: Eukaryota; Fungi; Ascomycota; Sordariomycetes; Glomerellales; Glomerellaceae
Product: metallo-beta-lactamase superfamily protein
Source: RefSeq, a predicted model, not a curated record
AUGAGGGUUGACAACGGUAUCGAUGAAGUCCUUCAGGAGGGCGGUGUUGACCUAAACUCCAUUGAUUAUUGCAUCUGGUCUCACGCUCACUUCGACCAUCGUGGUGACGUCUCCGUCUUUCCAAAGUCCACCUCCCUAAUCGUCGGCCCUGGGUAUCUCUCCGACAAGGAGAGACACGGAGGCGUUGGCGACCCUGAGGCGGCGCCAGAGUUUGAAGGUAGGCCUUUGAGAGAAGCCCAGUUUGACAGCGAUUUGAAGAUUGGCAAGUUCCGAGCCCAAGAUUUCUUCGGCGAUGGCUCGCUCUAUCUUCUUGAUGCUCCUGGUCAUCAACCAGAGCAUAUUUGUGCCCUGGCUCGUACGACUCCAUCAUCGGCGCCAGAGGGUUCUACAUUCGUCUUCUUGGGUGGCGAUAUUUGCCAUUUCGCAGGCGUCUUCCGGCCGGCGCCAGAGGCUCCAUUACCAGAUGAGAUACCCGCUGACGCCAUCUCGAAGCGUCACGACUGGGCCUCCAGGUCUGUAUGUCCGUGUACUUUCUUCACACCUCAUCACCCCAAUGCGAAAGAUGAAGAUUCUGCUCGCACGACUUCAUGGUACAAGCUCCCGGAGGGACGCCAUACUGUAUACACAGACCUCGAGGUAGCCGCAGACUCAGUGUCGAAAAUGAGUGAGCUUGAUGUGAUGGACAAUGUCAUGGUCUGUCUCGCACAUGAUUCUAGUCUCCUGGACAUUAUGCCGGUGUUCAACAAGCAGCCUGGAAAAGACAUAAACAAGUGGAAGUCGGAAGGUUGGAAGGCAAAGACAUACUGGAGUUGGCUGAGUGAGGUGGCUGUUGAUGGAAAGAAGGCUCAGGAGCCUGUUGUGGAGGGCUUUUGGAAGGACGGCAAACAGUGGGACUAUGAGGCACAUAAAGCUUCUCUAUGA